CUUGUACACCCACCAUCUAAAAUGUGCCUUUCCGUUAUAUUAAUAAAUCAUGGAUGGCCAGCCGUUCGUAAGCUUGUUAAUGAAGAUUUCUAUCCUCUUGGAACUUGAAGAGACGUCGUCCUGAUUUCUCCAUCUUUCGAUGCCUGUCCGAUAUCGACCGUGUGUAUCAUAAACACAUUAUUGGAUCGCUGGCGAUUGACUCAUAUAUUAUUUCGCAAAUAUUGAACGCAAAUAUCGAACGAAGUAUAUUUAUCUAUCCAGCAUAUUCUCGCAUUACGAUAACCCUAUACCUCAUCUCCCGAUCAAUCCACAAAAUUCCAUACAUUCAUCAUGGUUUUCGGAUUUUUCUCUUCACCUAUCAUGAAGCGGAAAUGGAAGUUUCCCAAGGCUAUCAUCUGGCUUAAUGUAAUCGAACUUGCGGGAACCGUCGCAGCACUCGUCAUGUUCGGUAUCGCAGAUCCAGAUUUAUAUCGAACGAUUUUAUGGCAAAUUGGUUACGAUAAUGGAUUUAAUAGUAGUCCGGAUGAGGUCCUAUAUGCGUAUGCGAAUUAUCGUCCAUUGCCAAAGAUUGCUUUUGUUUGGAGUCAGACACUACAAAAUUUCAAUAUUGGAAUCUCGGUUCUAACUAUGUUCAUCCAACUUUGCAAAGUUGUCAUGUUCAUUAUGCAUAUUUGGUUUCCUCUUCUCUCGACUAUUAUCAAUGGACUUCUCACAGUCUGCUGGAUUGUCAGUAUAUAUGGACAAGCCGGACCAGAUCACACGGAUCCAGAUCAUCCAAGUAAUGUGGCUUGGUAUAUUGCAAAGAGUUGUUCAUAUGCUGCACCUAGUGGAAAUGAACAUUAUUGUCAAAUGGCAAAGGGAACUUUUGCUGUUACGGUAUUUAUGAUGAUCGUAUUCCUCGCCAACACAAUUCUCGGUAUCCAUUCUCUAAUUCCUUCACGCCUGGAACGUUCAGUCAAUGCACUCGAUCUCGAAGAUAAUAUCGAAACAUCAGCCAAAGCAGGCAAGAGAGUAAAGACAACAGAUUCUCCGGAUUCAGAGAGGCAAUGGGAAAUGCAGAAUAUGCAACAAAGUAUGGAUCUUUCUAAACAACCAUUUACACCAAGAACUUUGGCUUUCAAAUCUUUGGAUCGACAAUUACCUUUGAGAGCUACUUCGGCACCGAGAUUUGCGUAAAUAUUGUUGUGGAUUUUGGGUAGGAGUUGGUGAUUUGAUUAUUAUUGCAUGGGGUGAUUGUUUGUGGUUACCGGAAGGCAAAGAAGACCAUGAUUUUGGAAUCAAUUUGUUUCAUGGAUUGGGCCGGCCAGAAAAUGGACCGGCGAGAAGGAAACAUGGACAAGAAUGGGUAGGGAGGAGCGACGGUCAAUUGAGAUACCAUGGGAAUGUGAAGGAAUUUGUAUAAUGUGUUUUAAUUUCCACGAGAUACUGAGACAUUGAGUUCUUGUUUUUUUUGCUUCUACGUUUAUAUCAUUUGGGUAGUUUGAUAGGUGGUAUCCUACAAGGUUCAGGUUAUGAGAUUUCUGAUUCAAUGCUUGGAAGAUCGUACUGUGGUUGAAAUUUGGAGGAUGUGAUCGAUGAUGGUGAUUUGGCUCGUGAAUAUAUAGAGAAUAUGGUGGUCAUGGUGGUUAUGGUGUAAGAGCGCAUUGAAGAAUUAUUCCACUAGGUAAAUACCUCGAGAGUAUCUAGAUAAAUAUUCAAUUACAUAAUCUGGCCAAUAGAUUCGAUGGAUCUGAAAUAUUUCGAUUAUGUAAGGUUGGUGAGCCAAUUGAUACGACG
This is a messenger RNA of Botrytis porri, 1776 nucleotides long. RefSeq lists its product as uncharacterized. The coding region runs from base 331 to 1176 and encodes 281 amino acids. NCBI's taxonomy places the organism in Eukaryota, Fungi, Ascomycota, Leotiomycetes, Helotiales, Sclerotiniaceae. The transcript has 3 exons. The record is from RefSeq and is a predicted model, not a curated record.